Cercocebus atys (sooty mangabey) is the source of this 9906-nucleotide messenger RNA. It is a transcript of the gene ARHGEF12, whose product is annotated as Rho guanine nucleotide exchange factor (GEF) 12. Gene Ontology annotation, molecular function: guanyl-nucleotide exchange factor activity; G protein-coupled receptor binding; GTPase activator activity. Bases 1607 to 5932 code for a protein of 1441 amino acids. NCBI's taxonomy places the organism in Eukaryota, Metazoa, Chordata, Mammalia, Primates, Cercopithecidae. The transcript has 42 exons. Gene Ontology annotation, cellular component: cytoplasm. Gene Ontology annotation, biological process: G protein-coupled receptor signaling pathway; Rho protein signal transduction. The record is from RefSeq and is a predicted model, not a curated record.
AGUUGUGAGGUUCUGUGAGUUCCUUCAAAAUUCACAGAACCUUGAGCUAUAAUUUAUGUGGAUAAAGUGAUUACUGGGAUUUAACUAUUAUAAAUUAGAUAUAUUCAAAUGUUUUAAGGAGUAUGUUUUAUAAAACAACAUGUUUUUCAUUCAUUACUUAUAUAUUGAUCCCAGAAAUUGUGUGCCUGCAAAUUGUCAAGUUGGGUUGAUGCUUCAGAAAAGGAAAGUAGAGGUUGAGUCUUCUUAGUAUAGCAGUGCAUUUUUUAGAGCAGUGUUUGAGGCAAAUUAUUGUUUUAGCAAAAUUACAUGGCUUCUAGGGAUUAGAUUGCAUGAGUCUGUCUCUUGUUCCUCCCUCAUUCUACUGUAAGUGGCCAGGCUGCUAUAGUUAACAGAAUGCCAGACAUAAUGCCUAGGGCAUAGUUUGAGACCUGGGAAGAUUCACAGUAAUCAAACACAAACAGACAGAGUAGCAUGAAGAAAUUUCAAUCCUCCCAGUCUUGCUUACAGACUUAAUUAGGCUUAUUGGGGCAGAAAAUAUUUUUCCUCCCCCCAUGUUUUAAAUCUGUUUCUCCUUUACUCCCACCUCCUGUCCCAGAUUUUCUUUGAAGGGGUAAUACUACCAACAAAAGAUUUUUUUUUUUUUUUUUUUUUGGUAAAUCCUAACUUAUUUGGUUUAUCUGGCUUUACGAAAAGGAGCAGUAACAACAACUGAAUUUUAAGGUAUUUGAGGGACUCCAUUUUUUGGCACUGUAUUUGGGAAAUUCCCAAUUUAAAAAUCAUACUGUAUUCAAGAAGAAAAUUAGGGGUUUUUUUGUGGCUUUAUAAUUGAAUCUUUUUUGCAAGUAUUUUUAAUUUUAUGGGAGCUAUUUGGCCUGUUCUGCUAAAGAAUUAGCCAAAUCCUUGCUUUAUAUUAUGUAUAUUUUCCUGAGUGUUAUUCUAGGGAAAUGUACAUGGAUGCUGUUCUCUGUCUUUCCAUUAGCAGCGCAGUGUUGGGCUUUGGAUGGUGAUGGUAGAUGAUUGGGGGUGGGAGAAGAGGUGGGGUUUCUUCUUACCAUCCCUCUUGUGGUCAGUAAAAUCAUCUGACAAAUGCCUUUCCAAGGAUAUUGAAUGUAUAUGUAAAGAAAAAGCUUAGGAUUGCUAAGGGAGUGGUAUUUUGGUGAGGAUUUCAUUUUCUUCUACUCCAUGGAAACGAGCCUUUUGAGCUUUUGCUUGUCUGCUGAUUUGUCCGGUGAUCCAGCUGCAAAUACAGGAACCAAGGGAUGAACGUGAAAAGAAGUAGUGUAAAAUGCUGAAGAUCUUUUUGGUUUUCUCUUGAAAGUAUUUUUCAUGGUUUCCCCUCAAAAAACCUAUAAGGCAUGGAAGUAUUUUGAACCGAGAGUCACCAACAGAUAAGAAGCAGAAAGUUGAGCGCAUUGCAUCACAUGAUUUUGACCCCACAGAUAGCUCCUCCAAGAAGACAAAGUCUAGUUCAGAGGAGAGUAGAUCCGAGAUAUAUGGUCUUGUUCAACGUUGCGUAGUCAUCCAGAAAGAUGACAAUGGAUUUGGGCUGACGGUCAGUGGAGACAAUCCAGUCUUCGUACAGUCUGUCAAAGAAGAUGGAGCAGCCAUGCGGGCUGGAGUACAGACAGGUGAUCGAAUCAUCAAGGUGAAUGGAACGCUGGUGACUCAUUCAAAUCAUCUGGAGGUGGUGAAGCUAAUCAGAUCUGGUUCCUAUGUAGCUCUCACUGUUCAGGGACGCCCACCUGGGUCGCCCCAGAUUCCACUUGCCGACUCUGAAGUAGAGCCAUCAGUCAUUGGACAUAUGUCUCCCAUCAUGACAUCUCCUCAUUCACCUGGAGCAUCUGGGAAUAUGGAGAGAAUCACUAGUCCUGUGCUCAUGGGGGAGGAAAACAAUGUGGUUCAUAACCAGAAAGUAGAAAUUCUGAGAAAAAUGUUACAGAAAGAACAGGAACGGCUACAGUUAUUGCAGGAAGAUUACAACCGAACACCUGCCCAAAGAUUGCUAAAAGAGAUCCAAGAGGCCAAGAAACACAUUCCUCAGCUGCAAGAGCAGUUAUCCAAAGCCACAGGCUCUGCUCAGGAUGGAGCUGUAGUUACACCCUCCAGACCUUUAGGUGACACCCUAACAGUCAGUGAGGCAGAAACAGAUCCUGGAGAUGGCCUGGGCAGGACUGACUGUAGCAGUGGAGAUGCUUCUCGGCCCAGUAGUGACAAUGCAGAUAGUCCCAAGAGUGGCCCCAAAGAGAGGAUUUAUCUAGAGGAAAACCCAGAGAAAAGUGAAACAAUUCAGGACACUGACACUCAAUCACUUGUCGGAAGUCCCUCAACCCGUAUAGCACCUCAUAUUAUUGGAGCAGAAGAUGAUGAUUUUGGUACUGAACAUGAACAGAUCAAUGGACAGUGCAGCUGUUUCCAGAGCAUUGAAUUACUAAAAUCUCGCCCGGCUCAUUUGGCUGUUUUCUUACACCAUGUAGUUUCACAAUUUGACCCUGCAACUUUGCUCUGUUAUCUCUAUUCAGACUUGUAUAAACAUACCAAUUCCAAGGAAACUCGUCGCAUCUUCCUUGAGUUUCAUCAGUUCUUUCUAGAUCGAUCAGCACACCUGAAAGUUUCUGUUCCUGAUGAAAUAUCUGCAGAUCUAGAAAAGAGAAGACCUGAACUCAUUCCUGAGGAUCUGCAUCGCCACUAUAUCCAAACUAUGCAAGAACGAGUCCAUCCAGAGGUUCAAAGGCACUUAGAAGAUUUUCGGCAGAAACGUAGUAUGGGACUGACCUUGGCUGAAAGCGAGCUGACUAAACUUGAUGCAGAGCGAGACAAGGACCGGUUGACUUUGGAGAAGGAGCGGACAUGUGCAGAACAGAUUGUUGCCAAAAUUGAAGAAGUAUUGAUGACUGCUCAGGCUGUAGAGGAAGAUAAGAGUUCCACCAUGCAGUAUGUUAUUCUCAUGUAUAUGAAGCAUUUGGGAGUAAAAGUGAAAGAGCCUCGAAAUUUGGAGCACAAACGGGGUCGUAUUGGAUUUCUUCCCAAAAUCAAGCAAAGUAUGAAGAAAGAUAAAGAAGGGGAAGAAAAAGGGAAGCGAAGAGGAUUCCCCAGCAUCCUGGGACCCCCACGGAGACCAAGCCGUCAUGACAACAGUGCAAUUGGCAGAGCCAUGGAACUACAGAAGGCGCGCCACCCUAAGCACUUAUCCACACCCUCAUCUGUGAGUCCUGAACCUCAGGACUCUGCCAAGGUGCGUCAGAGUGGGUUAGCAAAUGAAGGAACAGACGCUGGAUACCUGCCUGCCAAUUCCGUGUCUUCUGUGGCUUCAGGGGCCUCUUUUUCCCAGGAAGGAGGGAAAGAGAAUGAUACAGGAUCAAAGCAAGUUGGAGAAACACCAGCACCUGGAGACACCUUAGAUGGCACACCUCGUACUCUCAAUACUGUCUUUGAUUUCCCACCACCUCCAUUAGACCAAGUGCAGGAGGAGGAAUGUGAAGUAGAGAGGGUGACUGAACAUGGGACACCAAAGCCCUUUCGAAAGUUUGACAGUGUAGCUUUUGGAGAAAGUCAAAGUGAGGAUGAACAAUUUGAAAACGACUUAGAGACAGAUCCACCCAACUGGCAGCAGCUUGUUAGUCGAGAAGUGUUAUUGGGACUAAAACCUUGUGAGAUCAAAAGACAGGAAGUGAUUAAUGAAUUGUUCUACACUGAAAGAGCUCAUGUUCGAACACUGAAGGUUCUUGAUCAAGUGUUCUAUCAGCGAGUGUCCAGAGAAGGAAUUCUGUCACCCUCAGAGCUACGGAAAAUUUUUUCAAACUUGGAAGAUAUUCUUCAACUUCAUAUUGGAUUGAAUGAACAAAUGAAGGCUGUUCGAAAGAGAAAUGAGACCUCUGUUAUCGAUCAGAUUGGGGAAGAUUUGCUGACAUGGUUCAGUGGACCAGGAGAGGAGAAAUUGAAACAUGCUGCUGCUACCUUUUGCAGUAACCAACCUUUCGCCCUGGAAAUGAUCAAGUCUCGUCAGAAAAAGGAUUCUCGAUUUCAGACUUUUGUGCAAGAUGCUGAAAGUAAUCCACUGUGUCGUCGUCUUCAACUGAAGGAUAUUAUUCCCACUCAAAUGCAAAGGCUUACUAAGUACCCACUUCUAUUGGAUAAUAUUGGCAAAUACACAGAAUGGCCAACAGAAAGGGAGAAGGUGAAGAAAGCUGCAGAUCACUGUCGUCAGAUCUUAAAUUAUGUAAAUCAGGCUGUCAAGGAGGCAGAAAACAAGCAGCGCCUCGAAGAUUAUCAGCGUCGCCUUGAUACCUCCAGCCUGAAGUUGUCAGAGUACCCAAAUGUUGAAGAGCUCAGGAAUUUGGAUUUAACAAAAAGGAAGAUGAUUCAUGAAGGACCAUUGGUUUGGAAGGUGAAUAGAGAUAAAACUAUUGAUUUAUACACAUUGCUGCUGGAAGACAUUCUUGUAUUGUUACAAAAGCAGGAUGAUAGACUGGUGUUAAGGUGUCAUAGUAAGAUUCUGGCAUCUACAGCUGAUAGCAAACAUACGUUUAGCCCUGUCAUUAAGUUGAGUACAGUGUUGGUUCGACAAGUGGCAACAGAUAACAAAGCUUUAUUCGUCAUCUCCAUGUCAGACAAUGGAGCUCAGAUUUAUGAACUGGUGGCACAGACAGUUUCUGAAAAGACUGUCUGGCAGGACCUAAUCUGUCGGAUGGCUGCAUCAGUGAAGGAGCAAUCCACAAAGCCAAUUCCAUUACCCCAGUCAACACCUGGCGAAGGAGAUAAUGAUGAAGAAGAUCCUUCAAAAUUAAAAGAGGAACAGCAUGGCAUUUCAGUCACUGGUUUGCAGAGUCCAGACAGAGAUUUGGGAUUAGAAGCUACCUUAAUAUCAUCAAAACCUCAGUCUCAUUCACUGAGUACUUCUGGGAAAUCAGAGGUACGUGAUCUCUUUGUGGCUGAGAGACAGUUUGCAAAGGAACAACAUACAGAUGGGACACUAAAGGAAGUUGGAGAAGAUUAUCAAAUCACAAUCCCAGAUUCACACCUGCCUGUCUCAGAAGAACGAUGGGCAUUGGAUGCACUAAGAAAUUUGGGUUUGUUGAAGCAGUUGCUGGUGCAGCAGCUCGGUUUGACUGAGAAGAGUGCUCAGGAAGACUGGCAACAUUUCCCAAGAUAUAGGACAGCCUCUCAGGGGCCACAGACGGACAGUGUCAUCCAGAACUCUGAAAAUAUUAAGGCCUAUCAUUCUGGUGAAGGACAUAUGCCCUUUAGAACUGGAACUGGUGACAUUGCAACUUGUUACAGUCCUCGGACUUCAACUGAAUCUUCCGCUCCACGGGAUUCAGUGGGACUGGCACCCCAGGAUAGCCAGGCAAGUAACAUUUUAGUAAUGGACCACAUGAUUAUGACCCCAGAGAUGCCUACCAUGGAGCCAGAAGGGGGUCUUGAUGACAGUGGAGAGCACUUUUUUGAUGCCCGUGAAGCACAUAGUGAUGAGAAUCCAUCAGAAGGUGAUGGAGCAGUUAACAAGGAAGAGAAGGAUGUUAAUUUACGCAUCUCAGGAAACUAUUUGAUCCUUGAUGGCUAUGACCCAGUGCAGGAGAGUUCCACAGAUGAGGAGGUUGCGUCCUCACUUACCCUGCAGCCCAUGACAGGCAUCCCUGCUAUGGAAUCCCCCCACCAGCAGCAACAUUCUCCUCAGAACACUCACUCUGAUGGGGCAGUUUCACCAUUCACCCCUGAAUUUCUGGUCCAGCAGCGCUGGGGAGCUAUGGAGGAUUCCUGUUUUGAGAUCCAGAGUCCCUCCUCUUGUGCAGAUUCGCAGAGCCAGAUCAUGGAGUACAUUCAUAAGAUAGAGGCUGACCUUGAACACUUAAAGAAGGUGGAGGAAAGUUACACCAUUCUUUGCCAAAGGCUGGCUGGAUCAGCCCUCACAGACAAGCACUCAGAUAAAAGUUAGAGCCACAUGUCCUGGAGGUGACUGCAGGUUGUUGGAUUUGGAGUAUCGGCCAUGUCUCACCACAUCCUGGCUCCAGUGUGGAUGCAGAGAGAGUGUGACAGAGGAUCUGCCUGUGAACCACCUGGGAUUAGCCAUGUCCCAAGGUGCCCAGAGUGGGACUAGUUCUUCACAGCGUGGCAGCUGCACUAAUCUGUUAGUGAGGGAACAUCCAUUCCCUCACUCUACUCUCCUCACUAUCGGAAAUUCAUUUUGAUUCAGAAUAAAAACCAAAUGUAUAGAGCUUUGGGUGUAGGAUAUGAAAUUGUACUUAGAUUUAAGAAAAAGAGAAAAUCAGAUGUAUUUAUUUGACUUCAUUCCGUAUUUGAAAGCACAUUUUAAUUUUUAUUUGCCUUGUUUUGUUUUAAUUGAGUAGUGAGAGUUUUAGCCCUUUGUCUUUAGUACACCCAAGGAUCGACUGCUCCUGAAGCAAAGAGUUCAGGAUGGGGUAUGCGCAAGUUGGGUAGAGAGGUGAAGAAGAGAAGGAAGUGAGAAGGGGAAGGGAGAAGCACCUUGCUUCACUAAACUGUAUUCCAAGCUCCCUGCUGUCCGGUAGGCUGCUUCUCUGAGGGUCACCUCAAAGGUGUGCUAUGCCCUGUGGCUCUUACGUGCCCGGGUGGUGUGGUCAGAGAGUGGAUGGGCUUCCUCCCACCCUGAGGCAAGCACCUCUUCUCUGUAGCUGGGAUCAACCACAAUUAACAGGAAUCCUCAAUGUACUAAAUAGCAGGCACUUGAAAAUGGGUGUGUUUUCUUCCAUUGUCGUCUUUUCUAUUGAGAGUUGGGAUUUGGGUGGGAGAGGAAAGCAAAUUUUAUUUUCUUGACUAUAAAUUUGUUAUUCUUGGUAUCAUUUCAUUUUUAUAAUUAUACAUUAGACAUUGGCACUUGUGUAAAACUGUCCCUGCAGAUUGAGCAGGAAGUAAAAACAUGGAAAUGCUUCGGAUAGUGGCAGGGGUGGGAGUUGCUAAGGAAGGGGUGGGAUGGGAGUGGGUAAAGAGUUUGGGAAGGUUAUCUAACUGAAUCACUACUGAGUUGAAUCAUGGCUAUCAUUAGCCACGGGUACUGCUGAUUAUAAGGCCAGUAAAAUUUUAGUACCUGGAGGUUUGACUCUAAUUUUUGCACUGAUGGUGCCAAAGGGCCCUGAGUCAAAAGGAGAGCCAAGGGUGGAGUGGAGAAAGAUAUGGUGAAGGCAGAACUGCUCGCACCAGCUCCAGAAGCACUUCCUCUGACUUCACUGCUACAGCUCUUUCCACACUGGGCCAUGAUUGACCUUAAAAAUUGCAGACCAUCACAUACACUGGACACUGCAGGCAAGGUGUUGGUAACUGCCUGCUCUAGGAUGAACAGUAGCAUUAGCAGCACCCUACAGAGGAUGUUUCAGAAUCGUAAUUUGAGAACUCCUUCAAUCAUAUUGACUUUCUUUGGUUUUCCUUGUGCAUUAGGUAUAUAUGUUUUGAAGUAUUUUUGCCAACUAAAAUGAAGUCUGUAAAUUCUGUUAAUAAACAAGGAGUUCAUCCAUUGCUCACAUCUUUCAUUGGUGCCCUCUGAACUCUGUGGGUUGCCAGGAUGUAAUUUUAAUGCUUCCCUGCAGCCCAAAGAUUAUUUUUUCACCACAAAUGGUAAGGGAUGCCCACCUACUUUUAUAAACACCACUAUAACUUAGCAAGUUUAUUUAUCUAUGUCCAGAUUUCUGUUUCUGUCCUAAACUGAUCUGUGUUUUUAGGUAGAUCAACUUGGAUCUUUAGACCUCAUCUAUAAAUUGGAAUUAUAUUUUUAGUCAUAAGCCAAGUAUAAUUUAACUCAGAAUGGGAUUAAAAAUUUUAGAAGCAGAAGCUAAUAUAUAAAUGAAGCUUGGGAUUUGGAACUUUCUGUAUCUCUUAGGAGGAACAAGUAAAAACCAAAUGGUUACAUUGUGCUGCUAGAAAUAAUGUCAUUCUCAAUUAAAAGGGUUACACCUGUAGCCACUUGACACUAACACCAUCGGGGGGCAAUUAAUCAGGAAAAAAGUAAAUAUAAAAACUUUCCUCUUAACUUCACACACUACAGGGUAAUUAUGUAAUUCUCUAGCACUCAAUUAAGAAGCUUGUAGGUUAGCAAAGUUUCAGUUUCUCUAGUUCAGCCAGUAUCUUGUCCUUAGUAAUUAUUUGCUUUCCCUGCAGUUCAGUUUCUCCUUGGAACUCUUAACAGGACUAACUGGAAAAAUACUUUGACCAUAGCUCUAGUACUUUCAAAUAAAUUCAUAUCUAGAUUUUCAAACAAAGCCCCAAGAUGAAGUCUAAUUCUGAAAAUAUCUCAUAAUUUUUGAAUGUUCUUUUUAUCUUAUCAACCUAACUUCUCUUCUCCCUCCCAACUUGGCCUCCCACGCCUUCCAUUUCAUUUUGGUCAUUAUAAUCACAUCCAUUUGGCUUUGGUUAUGACAUCUUCCCUUCAGGAUGAUGGAAUUAGAUAUGCAGCCUGUCUUUGAGUGAGACUGGUCACCAUCAAAGGAGUUUUCUCUAAGGGACGUGACUAGAAGUUGAAAUCUACUUCCCUGCUAAAGGGCACAAGGGUGGUGUACCAAGAAAGCUACCUUCCCAGAGCAAGCAGGCUGCAUUUUAGCUAUGGAAGUGACCUGCUGUGACACUGUGCUGUCUUCUGUGGGCUUAAUGGCUCCUUCGCUGUGAAGUGGCAAAUUGCAUGUAGAGUGUCUCCUUCCUUUUCAGAGAACAGUUAAUCAAGGCAAAUCAGCGAGCCCCCAAAGUGCUGUAAUUUAACGUCGUGAUUACUACCUUCUAAGCUAUAUAUUUUGCAUACUUUAAAAUCACCUAACUUGGACUGCUUGAAUUAUAUUGACUUUUAGAACUGAAAUUGUAACUAUGUAUUAUAUUAUAUUAUAUUGCAUGGGAGGUAUAUUUCAUAAGCUUUUUGGCUUUCUUUUUUCCCACAGCAACUUCUAAUGACUGUUAGGAAGGAUGAAUCCCCUUUUUAAAAAGUUUUUGUUGUUAUUUGGUUUUGGGGUAGGAGAGAGGAUCUACUGUGGUAAUAGAGAAGUCCGUUUAAAAAUUAUUUUUAGAAGCUAAGGAAAGCAAUUAUGCUUCCUGUGAAUUGUCUUUUACUGGCAUCUUUUUUUCCUCUUUGAUGUUAGUAAAUUUGGUGUAAUACAUUGGGGCUUCCAUAUUUCAAAGUGGAAGCUUUCUUCUCUGAAGUCAAUGUAUGGUUUUGAGUUACUAGAGCUUUGGUCAGUAUUUCCUUCCCUGUAUGUCACAGAGGGCACCAUUGAGAACUGUGUGCAUAGGACCUCAAAAUACAAAAUUAGCAGGACCUUACAGUCAGCUUCCUAAUGGCUAGUUUUUCCCCCUUAUAUUACAAUUUUUGUUUUAUAAAUCAUUUUUUCCCUGACAUUUCCACCACUUUUCAGUCAUCUGCAAAAUUUUUCUUUCCUCAAGAGUUCCUUUUGCCUUGUUCCUUAUGCCUUUCCCACUGGUAUUGAGGGUUUUGAUAAUAAAUUGGUAGGAAAAAAAGUUCCUCCUAGAAGGAAGCCUUCCCCGCCAUUUCCAGGUGCCAACUGCUAAGCAGAUAUACUCCAAAAAUGGUAACUGUAAUAUGCACACUGUUGGUUAUUUUUAAUAAGCCUCUUCCUACUAGAACAUUUUAUUUUCCUUGUUCACCAUACAAUCAUGUACUCUUUAACAGAAAUUGCUUUUAAAAAAUACCUGGAACUAUCUUUAAAAAAACUUUAUUAAUAAUCAUGUAUUUUUACUGAUCACAUUUUGAAAUGCCUAAAAGACUUUAUUGUUCUAAUUAUCCAGAUGUACCUUUGUAAAAUAGCUCUUUUAUGAAUUAGCUGAUAAGGCUGUAUGUUUCUGGAACAAAAUAUUGGUCAUCUAAAAACUUUCUGUUUUCUGGGGUCUGGGAAAAUAGAAAAUAAGAGUUCAAAUAUUAAAUAAGCUUAAAGGAACCAA